UUCAGUCAAGUCUUAAAGCGGAUCCACUAUAAUCCAACAACCAUAAUGAAUUUGGAUUAUUUUCUCGUGACUACUGGAAUUUUGGUUAUUAUAUCCAUUACAAAUGCCCGUGUAGGUCGAGUUAGAUUCGAAAGCAGAAUUUCAAUGUCCAAUCGGCCUAGCAGCAGUGAUGGAUAUAUGUAUCCAAAAUCAGUGCAAAAACAAAAUCCCGCAAAAUCUGCGAUGAGAGGGCCAAAAGUUACUCACAGCUUUAACCACAGAGCUACGCCAAAUGGUCAUGAAAUGGAAUUCUCAAUGCAACAUGAUAUGUACCGCCCCAAGCCACGCUCUAAACCAAAACCAAAGCCUGAACCAAAGAAAGAACCAGAACCAGUUUCUUCUGCUGAUCCUGAACCAGAACCCUAUGAAGGCAUUGAGGCGUGGGACAAAAAAACUUUGAUUGAGAAUGUUAUAGCUGCUUACAAGGAUACAUGCAAAAGCUCCGAUAUUGUCAUUUUUUCACCAGAAUCAAAACAUAAGUUGGUCUCAUCAGUCAAAAAAAUGCCGCUAGAGGUUAAUGAUUACCCUUGGGUUAUGAAUGUCGAAAUGUUUUGCACUUUAAAUUUUUGGCGUGUACAUUCUUGCUUCAGCAUGCCCUUGGAGGAUGGAUUCAAAAAGGCUCUAAUUAAAAAUGGCAUCGAUUUCACUGAUGGUGGAGCGCAUGGACCUAGUUGCUCAUUGAUAAGAAAGUUUGAAGCGAGUGAAUUGAAAGAAACAAGAACUGUGGCCGAGGAUGAGCUAAAGCAGGCUUUGACGGAUAUCUUGCUUGAAGAAUUUCAUAAAUCUCGAUCAUGGCCCAAUCCAACUAAAUUGUUCGAGAUACCAUUUCCAAUGAGAGGAGCAAAGGAUGCUUAUUGGACACUGUCGACGAAAAUUAGGAAGUUCAACACUCAUUUAAACGAACAGCCAAAUGAUUUCUGUACUGCAUUUCAUACAGAUGCACAAUUAUUCGAUCAUUUUGAAAAGUUUACAGCUGGUACUGAAAAAACUAAAGUGGAUGAUGCUUUCCGUAAUUUGACAAGUGUAAUGAAAGACAUUCCGUUGGAGAAGGAUAAAGAAAAGGAAGGAAGCGAAGAAAAUUGCACUUAUGAUCUGUUUCUCUUUCGCGUUGAGCUCGAAUUUUUCCUUGCUCUCGACACAGCAAUUAUUGACUGGUUGUCUAAAUAUGUUAAACCAGAUAAUCACAAUUACGAAUAUUUUUGCCGUGAGAAAGAAUAUUGUUUAUAUGCUCAACUUCGUAAAAGAAUUAGGGAAUCAAAGGAAAUCACUGAGAAAUUGAUCAAAAAUUUGGGAGAUUGGUUCGAGGGUCGGAAACAUGGUCUCAUCAACGAUGAUUUUAAAUAUUUCGCGGCUAACUAUGUUGCUGAACGCUUCCGCAUUAAAAUUCCUGCACCGCCGGAGCCUUUGAAGUUGAAAGUCAAAUAUGAACACGGUGGAUAUAAAAACAAGGUGCUUUACGAACAUGAUGGAAGAAAUAUGAGAAUGUUAACAAAAGUAUCUCAUCCAAAAUCAAAGAUACAAGGAAAAACAUUUCCAAAUUCUAAAAACUUUUCUUUCCAUCAUCAAUAUAAUAAUGGAAUCCAUGGAGAUGUCUCAGAAGAAGACGGGGAAAACGAGAUGUACAUGCCAAAAUCGGCUUAUGCAAAUCCCAACAAUUUUUCUUUCCAUCAUCAAUUUAAUGGAACUCAUGGAGAUAGCUCAGAGGAGGGAGAUGAAGGAGUUGAACACGAAAUGCAUGAGGAUACCAGUAAUGAAGAAGACAUGCAUGCACAAAUGGAAAUGAACCAUGAAUACGACAACCAGUAUGAUAACAUGCAUGACACGUCAUUUGAAUUAGGUCAUGAGGAAAUAACUGAUAAAAAUGGAAAGAAACAAAAAGUCAAUUACCGUUGCCGCAUGGGCCCGCAUCAAAUGAAUUACCAAUUUGGCUAUGAUCCUGCUUGCGCAGUUUAAAAACUUUUAUUUCUUAGACCAAUCUUUAACUAUUUUUUUCCUUUCUUUCAUCUCUAUUAGAAACUUAGCUCUUUACCAACCUAUUUUACUUUUAUAAGCAUAAUUACCACACCACAUAAUCCAAUACUUUUGUGCCCAAUAAACAACCACAAUAGAGAAUGUCUUUAAAUUUUGUUAAAUUCAGUAUAAUUUGGAAUUUAACUUGAAAAUCCAGAAAUUUAAAAUAAAACUUAUUAAAGACAUAUUCUACAUCUUUUAUUUUUUUAUUAAAACCACCACACUUCUCCACGGAAUUUGAAGCAAAACUUGCAAUUACAAAUACCGGGUCAACCAAUAAUUGAAUAGUGGAGA
This is a messenger RNA of Meloidogyne enterolobii, 2343 nucleotides long. The record is from the annotation of a GenBank genome assembly. NCBI's taxonomy places the organism in Eukaryota, Metazoa, Nematoda, Chromadorea, Rhabditida, Meloidogynidae.